This is a messenger RNA of Ambispora gerdemannii, 882 nucleotides long. NCBI's taxonomy places the organism in Eukaryota, Fungi, Glomeromycota, Glomeromycetes, Archaeosporales, Ambisporaceae. The record is from the annotation of a GenBank genome assembly.
AUGGACGAGAACUCAAAUAUAACCUCCCGAAACCGUCACCGUCUUCACAACCCCAACAAGAAUAGCACCAGCAACACCCUCGCUUUAAAACGUAAGACUGCACCUUCUCCUAUUAGUAUUCCCAGUAAUGACAAAGAACUUGGACACGAGGUGGAACAAGAGGAUAUGGUGGUGCUUCAAAAAAUGAAAGAGGCUUUGAAUGUUGCACUGCUUAAGGACCAGAAUGACGCGUCUUCGUUGUCGAAUAACUCGAAAAAUAUAGAUAAUACCUUGAACGUCGUCAAUAACCGAAAAAUCUCAAAAAACAAUAAUGCGCUUGUGCAAAUGUCAUCUUCUUCUAACACUGUGAACAAUAAUCCCGGCAAUCAGCAACAUAUGUCAUGUCCAAACAUGUCUGACCAUCUAGAACGACAACAGCAUGACAAUGAAAAUCCCGUGAUCGUGAACAACAAUCCCUCAAUCAAUAAUUUAUCGGAUAAUUUACCACCACAAUCACCACAACGAAUACAAAAUCAAGAUCCUCCCCAAUAUCCACAACCAAAUGAUCCCGCCAAUGGAUUAAUAAUAAAUCAUUAUUAUAAGUUUCCCGGUAAAGAAAAUAUACCGCCCGCAUUACUCGAGGAAUAUUAUUCUAUUUUCCAGGAAUUGCAUGAACAAGAACGAGUAAUCCGUGAGUCAGAUCAAAUUAGUAUUGACACGCAAAGACAAGGCUCCGAUAAUGCUUCUAUAAAUGCUUCAUCAUCCAAUAAUAGAAAGAAAGUGGCGACUUCAAAAAGAUCAACCAAAUCAAAGAAGAAAAGAUCUACUAAAACUAAUAAAAAUAAAGCUGAUGUCGAUAAUGAAAAUCAAGACCCAACCAAAAAUAAUCGUAGCAAUAGAUAA